UGCAGGUCUCCUGACUGCAGACCGAAUACUCUUUCACUGUAAAAAAAAAAACCCAAAAAAACCCCCCAAAAAACCAAAACCAAAACAAAACAAAAAACCAAAAAAAAACCAAAACAACCGAAAAAAGUGAGUAACUCAGGAUUCCAUGUUUUACUUAUUAAAAAACAAAUCACUCUUCAGCUGAAGUUGGGUCAUCACAGUAUUUAUCUCCAGAUGUCUACAAAAUGUUUCAAAGGACACUUUUUUCCCUUUAAAAGCCAAUGAAGUAGAAACAAAUAGAAGAUAGUUUUACAACCAAAAGUCUAAUUGUUUUGCUAAUUUAUUAGAAAACCUAGUCUCUAGACUGGAUAAAUAAUGCCUACGUUUGAGGUGUUUCCCUUUCUCUGAUAAAUUGUCUAAUUACCAACUUUUGGAUGUCUUUUAAGAAAUUACUUGAAAGGGUUAUCCUCGAAUGAACAUAGAUUUUUUUUUUUUUCGCCUCAAAAUACUUGCUGAUGAAGGAUUUGCUGGGCUGCCUGUUGCCAGGACUUAAUAGUUUCUCCCUUAGCUCAGGUUAUUGAUAGUGUAAACAGAGGUCAGAGUUAUUUUUUAAUCCUUCAUUGCUAAUUUUUACUUUCGUCUGAUUCACCUCUUUGUUCAGUACUGCACACCUGUGGUUUUGAAGAAUUUAAAUACCUCACUUAAGAAUUUCUGUCAUAAUUGUGUAACUCACUUGGCUCAAUCUUAAGCUUAGAUAUUUUUAAAAUUUACCUUGUGCUGAAGCAUGUCACCUUGGGGUGGUGUUCAUUUACGUAUCCUUUUUGCUGAAGUAUGAUCUCAUGUGACCUCAAUACUUGACUGUUCUUCUCAGAAUAAAAUGUGGGAGGAGCAGAUAGAAAGUUGGCAGCUUUAAGCUGCUUGGUCUGGUUUUGAGAGAAUGAUCAUUUCUUCAGAAGAAAUGAUUGUUCCUCACUGACUUUGGCUAAACUGUCUUCAUGUUUUCUCCCUUCCAAAGUGUGUGUUAACAUUACUCUUCUCUCUAGUGUGUGUCCUGCAUGGAUUUUAGAUCCUAGCCAGAGAGGAAAGACUGCUUUUCUACUUUCAUGACCGGGGCGCUCCAUGAGCCAAGUGGAUGCCUUCUGAAGAGACAAACUGGCGUCUAAAAAUUUCAGAUAACCUGGUUUCAUCCAGGCUGCAGGGGAGAAUGUUACGAAUUUUUAAAAUAGGGCUCUUGCCACUUUGGUGUCCUCUCGGCCACAGUGUGUGGCGGACUUCUCAGUUAUGAUUGUGGAACAUUCUGAACCAGGAAGCUCUGGCUUCAGAGUUCAUACUAACUUGAAUUUGCAGUUCAAAUACUGUUCCAGCUGUUUAUUAUUCAGUAUUCAAAGAUUACAUAAAGCCUUGUUCUUUAGAAUUUAAAAAAAAGUUCCUGCAUUAACUGCUUUAGUAUUUUUUUUUCUUUCUGGAGAGAGAUUUCAGGAUUUCAAAUGUCUGUUCACUUAACUGAAUAGCCCACCUUUACAACACCCUCCAGUAGGUUUUCUGUACUGGUCAGAGAAUAAAUGAGUUUAUAAACUGGCAGGAAAGCCCUGUGGCUUCUCUGUGUUUACGUGGUGGUAGAGCAGGGAGAGGGGACUGUGGACAGUGGUUCUGAGGGCUCUGAAAGAACAAAACUACAGGGUGAGUACACUGUGCUGUUAACUAACUGAGAUCUGAGUCAUUUUUGACCUGAGUAACUCAUAACCGUGUCUGGCCUGCGUGCCGUGACCUUAUCCAGCCUGUGAACUCCUGUGAUUUGCUUGGAAACCUAGUUUGGUGUAAACUGCUCUUCCCCCUCGCUGAUGAAGGAAAUCAUCACAUAAGCGGAACUGUUUGCAUCCAUGUGCGCUUUUUUUUUAAUGUUGGCAUUAUGCCUUCUUUUCCUGUUUUGGAGGCCAAUGGAUCUUCUGAUUUGUAAGUGUCAGAUAUAUUUUUGUAUUAGAUUGUGCCUAUGAUGAGAGAAAUCGCUAAUGUAUAUUUUAUGUACUCGGAACACAUUUAUAAUUUGACACACUUUGAGGCAUGGUCUAGUAAUACUGUAAUAGACACCUUUGUGGGUAAUGUGUUUAAGAUUUUUAUUGAGUUCAGUGUCUUUGAUUUAGUAUAUGAUAGCUAAGUAUUUGAGUAAAGAAUUAUUUCAGGUGUCACAGAAAAUUAGAAUAUUUAUUGUUCUAUAUUGUGUCAGUCAAUUAUUUAGAGAAUUUGCACUUUUAUAUUUUUGCCAACGAAAAUUGAAGGACAACACGUGUAUGAUUUUUAUAAUACACACACAUAUGUUCCUUUGCUGUGUAAACUUUCCUGGUUCCUUCCUUAAGCAAAUUAUGGUGAAAAGUAUUCAAUUGUGGCUCUUAGGAAGAUACAUGCUCACACAGUCAUGAUGUACUGUUUAGUAUUUCUUUCUUUUUUUUUUUUUAGAUGCUGUUGGUAUAUUUUGUAGGAAAAAAAAAGUGCUUAUUAAGCCCAGAUCAUCCCAAGAAGAUACAAAGGAAAGGGAAGGGACUUGAAGCCAGGAAGAGCAAAUACAGAAAGAGAAAAGGACAGAGGGAGCAAGAGAAUGGAAAACUGGUUCAUAAAAGAUGUGCCCCUUCUUCAGUUAAAGUGAGCAGAAUCCCACAUGUACGGUGCAGUUGGCUGGUGACAACCAGCAAGGGGCCCGAGCUCUAGCUCCCAGUGGACCAGGGUAGUCGACUGAAGCAACACACUUGUAAUUUAGAUGAGCUCUGGGUUAUAGUUACUUUCUACUCCCACGGCUGGUGGUUCUCAAAUUUUUAGCUUUACAGAUUAGCCCUACUGAGAUUCUGAUCCAGUAGGUUCUGGGUAGGGCUUAGGGAGGCAUUUGUUAACAAGCUCCUAGGAUCAUUCUAGUGCAGCUGGUCUACAUUAGAGAGACAUUGCCCAAGGUUAUCUUGGUAAGUAUUCAGUAAAUCUGAGAGAAAAGUCAAACAUGUGGCACCGUUAUGCUCAGAGAGCAUAGCAUGGGGCUGUUGGAAAAAAUGCUUCUAACCCACUGGCUUUCUAAACUAGGAGAUUCCUGAGCUGAGUUUUCGAGGAGAAGGAUGCAGUCAGGAGAAAUGAUGUCUUCUUAGAAGAGCGUCUCAGGCCUUGGACCUGAUGAGCAAAGGUACAGAGAUGCCAAGCAGCGCCUUUGUGUUCAGGCCCAGUCACUAGAGAGUCAAGUGGAAACCAAAUGGUAAGAUGAGAUAGUUACACAGAGGUCACACCAAGAACCUCAGACUUUUGUAGAAUAAGGAUUUGAAGGGGGGAGGGGCAGGGAGCAAUGGAGAAGAAAGUAGAUUUGCAUUUUUGUUAGAGCCCUAGUGACCAAAAAAGAUGAACAGAAGAACAAGGAGAUUGUAAAAACUAUAUCAGAUCUUUAGGAGUUCCAGGAAUCAAAGCAGCAAAUAGACAGUGGUUUGAAAAUGUCUGGCUAAAUGUUCUCACCGUAACAACUUGCAUCUGAGGGACAUGUGCAAAACAGUCAUUGCAGAAUUGUGGAAGGAGUGUAAGCUUGCCUUCUGAGUUAGAUAUUCGACACAGUGUAUAACAUCUAAUAGGUGUUCACAGUGACCCACCAAGGUUGGUUAGGUGACUUAAGUGUAUGUAAAUCUCUUUUCACAAGCCACCAUAAGUGGGAUGUCUAAUGUUUGUAUUGGGGGUUCUUCGUAGUUCAGUUUCAUUAUACCUUUGAUAGUUAAAUGUUAUAAAUCAGGAAUCAUGUCAGCUUUGUCUCACUUUUAUUUACCAAAGUGAGCCUGGGGCGUGGGCAGUGAUGAGGACAAAACAUGUUACCAUCUGCAGGUCUAUCAUCACAAAGUCUAAAAGAGCGUGUCUCCUUUACUUCAAAACGUAAUCUUCAUGAGAGGAGGGAGCCUGUCUGCUUCAUAAUGGGCACUUAGUUAUUUAAUGGAUGAAUUAAUAUCCCCAGAAAAUGCUGUGUGCCUCAGAGAUGUAGGCUGGGGCUUCAACAUUGCCUGUGACUGCAAAGUGCUCUGGAAGUCUUAAUUUCUAAGGUACCAAAAGUUUUGUGAGAUACGUACCCUGAUGAUGGUUAACAGUUGAUUUACAGCGAUUCUUAUUGCUUUUUAAAUAUGUAAAAAUGGAUUUCAAUGAAGGCUGUUGGAAUCUGAUCAUCAUGACUGUGGUGUUAUUCAAUGCCCAGCACACAUACAAGCCUGAAUGGGUAGAAAAGAGAGUAUUUUAAGUGAGUCAGCAUGCCUUUACUUCGGUAAAACGGAGCUGAAGUUACACAGCCUUCGGGGACUUGCAGCCUGCUGCUGGUUUGGUUUGGGGAGGAUGUGCUGUGCCUGAGGUAUUGCAAGAUCUGGAAUUACCGAGAAACAGGAGGCUUCAGAAUGUAUGCUAAAUCUUUCUACAGGCCAGUUUCUCAGGAGGAAAAGUACUGUGUUGCAUAUUGUUCUUUUUGUAGCAGUGUGUGUUGUGUACAUCGUGGCAGAAAUUAUUCUUGGAAAAGGUGACUCGAGAGCAAAAGAUUAUGGGGGAGGGGCAGGAUGAAGAAAGGAGGUGACAGCAAGACAGAGCUGCUCUAAAUCUAUUUCUCUUUCUUUUCACACUAGCUCUUUAGACUGACCUAUCCAAAGCAGACAGGCAGUCGCCUUGACCAACUGCACUCCUGGCCGUUUGAAAACGCCAGUUUCCUACGCGCGCGCGUUCGUAUUCUGUUGCAAACGGCAAAGCAGGCCUCCCUGCUCUGCGGAGUUCCGUCCUUUGUCCCUUUCGGCUCCUCAUUGGCAGGGGCCGCCGAGGCCCCGCCUCCUUCCGCGGCCUUCAGCGAGAGGGCGGGGCUUUGUGACGUAGGCCAGACGUCCCCCAGGGGUAUAAAAGGCUCCGCUGGGAGCGUAGGCUCUUACAGGAGCCGCCGGCAAGGGGGCAACGAGGAAGCUUGUCAGAGCGUAGCCGGGAAGAAGGUGGGGCGAGUCUGGAGAAAAGCCCCCGCCUGUCCUUGCGGCCCGGAGGCAGUUAGCUCUCGGGGCGCCUCGUGCUGUGGGGUUGGACGGUUUCUCAAGUGCUGGGGAAGGCGGAGGGCCCCGGAGUGGGAGGUCUGCGGGGCGGGCCCACACCGGCCAGCGCGGCACCAGCCGGCCAGCGCCCGUGUGGCGGACUCAGGGUGCGGGUUCCCGGUGGGUGGGCCUGCCACCGCCGAACUAGUCGACGCUGAAUCGGAUGCGCGCUCUCCCACGUCUCACUGGCCUCUCCACUAAACCAACCAAACUGCAAAACAAGCUCGGGGCCUGCGGGGCCCCAAGACCCCUGCGUAGGUCUUUAGGGAGUGAGUGGUGGGUACCGUUUACCUUUUCUGUGGCUCCAAAGCCCUCACUCACAUCCUCAGCCAAAGGCACCGUUUUCUUGCUCAGGCGUUACCCCUAUGUUAGUGGUUGAGAUUACAGACAUCCUGCCAAAAUGAUUUCUUCAAAGCCCAGACUUGUCGUACCUUAUGGCCUCAAGACCCUGCUGGAGGGAGUUAGCAGAGCCAUUCUCAAAACCAAUCCGCCAAACAUCACCCAGUUUGCAGCAGUUUAUUUCAAAGAACUCAUUUUGUUUAGAGAAGGAAACAAUUCUCUGGAUAUAAAAGAUCUGGUUAAACAAUUUCAUCAGAUUAAAGUGGAGAAGUGGUCAGAUGGAACGGCACAAGAGAAAAAACCAGAAUAUGUGAAAGAACCAGAAGGAACAUCUACAGUCUCCCAAGAACCUAAAAGGAUGGAAAAAUCCACAGACACAGAGGAGGACAACAUCACUGGACCUCUGUUCAGCAACAAAACCACUCAGUUCCCAUCAGUUCAUGCUGAGCUGCUCUCCAAGCCUGAGGAGGCACCCGAAGUGGCCUGUGGUCCUUCGAAACCAACCACCCCGAAGACUGCCAGCCCGCCCUCCUCACCGUCGCCAGCAGCUAUCUCACCGGAGUUUGCCUACGUCCCUGCUGACCCAGCUCAGUUUGCCGCUCAGAUGUUAGGUAAAGUUUCAUCUGUUCAUUCUGAUCAGUCUGACAUCUUAAUGGUGGAUGUGGCAACAAGUAUGCCUGUUUCUUCUGAGAUGCUGAGCUCAGAGGCUGCUGAAGAUGCUGCGGCGCAGGUUCUGAGCCAAACAUCUGCCCAUGUAGGUUUGGGUUCUAAACCUAGAGACGAUAAGGCUGAACCACCAACGGCUUCCUCCUUCCCCUUGCAGGUUGAACAAGAACCUCCUGCUUAUGACCAAGCUCCUGAGGCCCCUUUGCAGGCUGCCUUUGAGGUGACAUCCACCAUGCACAUAGCGUCUAUCUUUAAAGAUGAGCCUGUGAUCGAAGGAAUUACUUACAUUGAGCAAGUACCAGAACAAAUAGUUAUCCCUUUUUCUGAUCACGUUGCUCAUCUUAAAGGAAACAAGCAGUCACCACCACUUAGUCCCAUACUUGUAGGCAAGUCAGCCUCGGGCAUGUCUGCAAAAUCUGUGGGUUCCGCCAAGCUUGUGCACUUGGAGGAAAAUACAAACUGUAAUGCCUCAAUACAUCUGGAGGCAGAAGGCUUUACCCAGACAGUGAGCUCUGACAAAUCUAUGCAACUGGAAGUGGAAAUCUUUGCGGUAAUGCCCGGCGAUGCUGGGCUCUCUGGGGAGCCUGCAACAGUAGUGCACUCAGGUGCAUCUGUAAGAUCUUCUAGUGGCCCCCACUUUCCUGUUCCAGAAGGUCCUAACGAACCAGAAAUCGAACGAGCGUGGGAGGCAGCACCUGAACAAGGUUGGAUGGAGCCAGCACUAGCAGCAAGUGAAGCAGGACAACCACCACCAUAUUCUAACAUGUGGACCCUUUACUGUCUAACUGAUAUGACUCAGCCAAGUCGCCUGUCACCGCCACCUGCACCCGGGCCUUUCCCCCAAGCCACCCUCUAUUUAUCUAACCCUAAGGAGCCACAGUUCCUGCAGCACCCUCCGCAAGUGACUUCUCCGACUUAUGUGAUGAUGGACGACAGCAAGAAGGCCAGUGCCCCGCCUUUUAUCUUAGUGGGCUCCAACGUUCAGGACGCACAGGACUGGAAGCCUGUUCCUGGACAUGCUGUUGUCUCCCAGGCAGAGACCUUGAAGAGAUAUGCUGCAGUGCAAGUGCCCAUUGCUGUUCCUGCAGACCAGAAAUUCCAGAAACUUACCCCAAGUUCCCAGAAUGCUAGUCCUCCUACAGGUGGACAAGAGGGCCCCAGACCCCAAAGCCCAGUUUUUCUUUCUGUUGCUUUCCCGGUAGAAGAUGUAACCAAAAAAGGUUCAGGAUCUGGUGACAAGCGUACUCCCUUUGGAAGUUACGGUAUUGCUGGAGAAAUAACCGUGACUACCGCCCAAGUUCGCAAAGCAGAAACCUAAAACUGGCAGGUGCUGAAAAUGACACUGUUUGAGUCGACGUUCAAGGUGGAGCCUGCCACCAAGCGUAAUGUAUCAAUAAACUUCAUGCAAGCAUAAAA
Messenger RNA from Camelus dromedarius (Arabian camel), 7457 nucleotides. RefSeq names its product calcium binding tyrosine phosphorylation regulated (gene CABYR). Gene Ontology annotation, biological process: sperm capacitation. The transcript has 6 exons. Gene Ontology annotation, molecular function: calcium ion binding. Gene Ontology annotation, cellular component: sperm fibrous sheath; cytoplasm. The record is from RefSeq and is a predicted model, not a curated record. Bases 5437 to 7359 code for a protein of 640 amino acids. Lineage: Eukaryota; Metazoa; Chordata; Mammalia; Artiodactyla; Camelidae.